This is a messenger RNA of Fragaria vesca subsp. vesca, 799 nucleotides long. Its product is annotated as glutathione S-transferase U9-like. Gene Ontology annotation, cellular component: cytoplasm. Gene Ontology annotation, molecular function: glutathione transferase activity. Lineage: Eukaryota; Viridiplantae; Streptophyta; Magnoliopsida; Rosales; Rosaceae. The record is from RefSeq and is a predicted model, not a curated record. The transcript is spliced from 2 exons. Bases 17 to 715 code for a protein of 232 amino acids. Gene Ontology annotation, biological process: glutathione metabolic process.
AGAUUAAAAGAGAGAGAUGGCAGAAGAAAAUGUGGUGAGUCUACAUGGAACGUGGGCUAGUCCUUUCUCCAAGUGUGUAGAGCUGGCCUUGAAAACCAAAGGCAUUCCCUUUGAGUUUGUUGAAGAAGAUUUGAGGAACAAGAGUCCAUCACUCCUCAAAUACAAUCCGGUUCACAAAAAGGUUCCAGUACUUGUUCACAAUGGAAAGCCCAUUGCUGAAUCACUCGUCAUUCUUGAAUACAUUGAUGAAACAUGGAAAACCGGUCCUAAGCUUCUGCUGGAGGAUCCUUACAAGAGGGCUCAAGUUCGCUUCUGGGCUGGCUAUCUCCAACAACAUUUAUUUGUGACUAUGUCCCUGGUGUGCAAAUCUGAUGGAGAAGUACAAGAGAAGGCCAUCAAGGAAUUGUUUGAGAAAUUAAAGACAUUUGAAGAGGGAAUCAAGGACUUAUUCCCAGACGGUGCGCCUUCUAUUGACUGCAGUAACAAUCUGGGGCUUCUGGACAUUGUAUUGUGUUCACAAUUUGGCCCUCAUAAAGUUCAAGAAGAAGUGCUUGGUAUAACAACUAUUGACCCAGAGAAAAACCCACUCUUGUUUACUUGGCUGAAAUCUCUGAAUGAGCUGCCUCUGGUGAAAGAGUUAACUCCUCCGCAUGAGAAGCUAGUAGCAGUUCUUCACUUCUUCAGAAACUAUGCCCUCAAAUCUAGUGCUGCUUGACCUUAUGACAUGAGGUUUCAAAAUUUGGAUACUAUAUGAUGUCCUAGAUGGCAUGUAUCCAAAAUUUGGAGCAAGUUUAAUUUG